Molecule: messenger RNA, 1894 nt
Organism: Thrips palmi
Lineage: Eukaryota; Metazoa; Arthropoda; Insecta; Thysanoptera; Thripidae
Product: UDP-glucose 4-epimerase-like
Exons: 6
Coding region: 393-1802 (469 amino acids)
Biological process (GO): beta-D-galactose catabolic process via UDP-galactose, Leloir pathway
Cellular component (GO): cytosol
Molecular function (GO): UDP-glucose 4-epimerase activity
Source: RefSeq, a predicted model, not a curated record
UUUAGCACCGUUUUGCUCGGAAUACCGUGCUCGCUGCUCGCGUCGGGGCGCGUUGUCGGUCGGUGACUCGGUGACGUGCACUGGCAGGGGCAACUUGCGAACAUUUUUUGGAGCCUCGAGAGACGACGCGACGCCAACCUUGACAUUUACCGGGCGAGCGAGUGUGACGUUUACAGCUGCAGAGUGCCCCGCUCCACUAGAGCGCCACUUUAGAGAGGAGAGGCGGCUACGCGGGCUACGCUGCCGUCUGAUUCCGAACACUGCUUCGUCGCUCUGUCUCUCUCGCACCCCUACGGGCCGCCCCAUGAGUGCGAGAGAGACAGGGCGACGAAAGCAGUGCUCGGAAUCACACGGCUGACUGUGCGCCGCUACUAUAGCGACACUGCGAAACGAUGCUUCUGCGCAACACAGCGCAGCCGCAGCUUCCAGGGCAGCCUCCAGGGCCCCCAGGCAGCACUGUCGACUCCACUCGGUGGUGCAAUCGCCGCAGCGGCGCCGCUAGCGAGCCCUGGAUUGUUCCUGCUCCGGACGUGCUCGAGCGCAGGCGCAGCAAGGAGUGGCUCGAGGCCAGAGACAUGUCCGGCGCGGGCCUGACGGUGCUCGUGACGGGGGGCGCGGGCUACAUCGGCAGCCACUGCACUGUGGAGCUGCUGCAGGCGGGCUACGCCGUCAUCGCCCUCGACAACUUCGUCAACUCGGUGCCCAGCGCUCCCUCCGGCUCCGGCUUGCCCCCGUCCCUCCAGCGCGUCCAGCUCAUCACAGGGAAGGAACUCACCUUCUACGAAUGCGACCUGCUGGACAAGACGCGACUCCAACAAAUCUUCCAGGAGCACAAGAUUGACUGUGUGAUCCACUUUGCUGCCAUCAAAGCUGUGGGAGAGUCCAUGCAGUUCCCUCUUCUGUAUUACAAGAACAAUCUGAUAGCGACAAUCAACCUUCUGGAAGUAAUGGAAGCACAUAAUGUGUAUCAGCUCGUGUUUUCAUCAUCUUGCACAGUGUACGGCAACCCUGAAAGCCUACCCAUCACAGAGAGUCACCCUACAGGAGAUGUGACCAAUGUUUAUGGACGCACAAAACACUUCAUAGAGGGUAUGCUCAAGGACAUAUCUGCAGCCAACAGUAAAUGGAACAUCAUUGCUCUGAGAUACUUCAAUCCCGUUGGAGCACACCCGACUGGACUGAUUGGUGAAGACCCAACCAAGGAAUUUACCAACAUUAUGCCUUAUAUGGCACAGGUGGCCAUGGGCAAUAAGCCUCACUUAACAAUUUUUGGUGGAGAUUAUGACACAGUAGACGGAACAGGUGUCCGAGAUUACAUCCAUGUAAUGGAUCUAGCCAGUGGACAUGUUGCUGCACUAAGCAAACUGCACAAAGAUCACCAAAGAAUAAGGAUUUACAAUUUGGGCACUGGCAAGGGAGUGUCAGUGCUGCAACUGCUGAAAAUUUUUGAAGCAGUAACUGACACUGAAAUCCCAUUCAAGAUAUGCAGCAGACGAGAUGGGGACAUAGUCUCAAUGUAUGCAAAUGCAAGUUUGGCAGAAAAGGAAUUGGGUUGGAAGUCACAAUUCACACUUCCUCAAAUGUGUAAAGAUUUUUGGAGAUGGCAGACCAUGAACCCAGAUGGUUACAGAAGCUCAGUUGAAAAUAGUGUGUCCAGGAAAGCCUCCCAAAACGGUCAUACUGUGACAGAGCACUUAAAGAAGAAUGGACAUUCAGAUAAUUCUGUGCCAGCAAAAUCUUCACAAAAUGGGCAUCAUCAACACACCAAUGGCAAAAUUCCAAUGGGAAAUGGACACUCAUAAAAUCCACUUAAAUGAAAACUAUGAAAGAAGUAAAGACUGAUGAAAAAUAUUAAAAGUGUGAGAGGAGGGAAAAUAAAUUAUAGAUAAACCUA